AAACAUUUCAAUCUGCACUAUGCCUGUUACAAUUACAACUAUAGAUAUUCUUAGUCCUUAUCGAGCUAUGCUCUUCUAACCUCUACUUCUUUUCUUGUGCCAUUAGAUGAAAACACUAUUUAAAAAUUUAUGAUAUUGCUAAACAUUUUUAUUAGUUUUAUCUUUUUCUAUAAACAGUUGCAUUAUAUUUGUGUCAUUGACAUUGCAAUAUUAUUUAAGUUCAAACAUAGGUUUUGACCUAAUUCAAUAGCAGAACAACUAAAGGCAUCAUGGACAACAGCCCAGGUUUCUUGUCGUACCACAAUAGUGGCCCCAGUGGCGGGAAGGACUUUAUGAAAUUAGCUCAAAGUAUUGGAACAAGUAUUCAGAAGAUAUCUCAAAAUGUUUCUUCUAUGAAUAAAAUGGUCGAUCAAAUUGGCACACAUCAGGAUUCACCUGACCUUAGAGCUCAACUUCAUCAAAUACAGCAUUACACCAACCAAUUAGCAAUGGAUACCAAAACUAAACUUGAGCAAUUAAGCAAUAUCCAAGCUCCACCAGGCACCUCAGAUGCGAGACAAUGGAAAAUGCAGAAAGAUCGUCUAAUGGAAGAACUUAUGGCUGCUCUGAGUUCAUUCCAAACAACACAACGGAGAGCAGUGGACAAAGAAAAAGAAGAGGUCCAGCGAACACGAGCAAACAUGAAAGCACCAGAUCCUUUCCGUCCUCCACCGGGUAAAUAUAGUGAGCCUUUAAUAGAGUUAGAUAAUGUUUCAUCACGUUCUACACCAUCUCAGAAGCAGACCCAAAAAAUGCUUGCACAAGAGCAGCUGAACUUGCAAGAACUUGAAGACAAAGAGAGAGACCUGCUGCAACUGGAGGAAGACAUACAAGGUCUUAAUCAAAUCUUUAUUGAUUUGGGAAAACUUGUGCAUGACCAAGGAGUUGUUAUUGAUAGCAUUGAAGCAAAUGUUGAAUCAGCAACUCAUCAAGUGUCAGAGGGUACAAGACAGUUAAACAAAGCUAGCGGCUAUCAGAAUAAAAUUCGAAAGAAGAAGUGUAUUUUGUUCACAAUUUUGGCCAUUGUGCUGAUCAUUAUUAUUAUUAUUAUUGUGUGGCAAUCCAAUUAAUGCCAAACUCUUUGGUGUUGAAUUCGUUGAUUUGUUAUUGUUUGUUAUUUGGUGUUCUCUGAUACGAUCAAAUUUACUGAUGGGUAAACAUAACUGUUAAAACAAAAUUUUAACGUAGUCUUUGUGUUUAUGCCUGCAUAAGAUUGUAUAAAUACAACAUCAAGUAAUAUUGCCUGUGUAGAGGACUGUCAUAUUCGUCUUGACAUACAUAUAGAGUACAUAUUAAAGCCAAUCAAGGCUAAGUGAUUUUAAUUGUUAUAAAGAUAUCUUUAUUAAAUUUUAUGCAAUUUUGUUUUGCUGAUAAUUACUUAUUUUAAGCCUCAUAGACCCAUUAACUCUCUUCUUUCUUGUUUUUGUAUUAUUACUACUACCACAUCAGCAACUGGUCAAUCACUCAGAAACUCAUAAAGAGGUGUACUUAUGUAUGAAAUUUUUAGUGUGGCAAACUCAAGUUUCUUUACUUUACAUUGUGGCCAGAUUUUGUAUGUUUUGCAAUUGUGUUUUCAUCUUGCAGCUGCAUUGCAGCUAUUAUGCCCUUUCUUUUAAAUCGUCUCAAGUCCGUAUUGAGUUUGUGCCAUAUACGUUUUGAUUGUGAAGGACAACUCAAUAGCAUUAACCAAACAACAAAACUGUGUCUCAAGUACCGCCUUUGUUGUAUGUAAGUAUGUAGUUAAAAAAUCAUUAACAUUAGGUAGAUAUAAAAUGAUUGUGUUACCGUCCUGGAUAAAAAAACGUUAUUUAUGAGAUUUUUCCGAAUUUUGUUUUUUGUCUAGUCUCAUUCCGGCAGUAAAAAUAACAUUCCUUCUCAUUAUUUUGCAAGUUGUUCAAUAAUCCUCUGUACUCUUAACUGCUGUCUAUACAAUGAAUAAUGUUAAUGUUGGUUACUCAAAGGCAGCAGCAUGACAUAGUUUACUAUUUCUUAAGUCUAAAUGCUUCACAGUAGAACUACAACUACAUUCUGAAAGCUUAUAAAAGGUAGAUGAAAAUAGAGUUUUUUAAAUUUUACUUUUGUAUGUUAAACAAUUUUCCUAGAGCCUGCAGAACUAUGAAAAUUGGAAUUGGAUAUGAAUGAAAUUCUUUUGUGACACCCUACCACUACUGCUUGUAAGGUUUGAUUCUAGAGCAAAUAUAGUCUGAUUACUGCAUUAUACUGUAAUAUAUUUUGUGUUGCUGUUUUUUUAAUUUGAUUCAUUAUGGGUGAAUGUGUCACUAAAAAUUACAUGCAUUUUAAAUUAGCUCAUGAACUUCACGUAGGUCAUUUUAUUUUGUAACAGCGGACACUUUUUGUAAGUGCACAAAAUCACUGCUUGAUUUUCUUAUUUUACUUUUGAAAGCUUUGUGGGUGUAUUGAGACUGCCAGCUCAAAUUUUUGCUGUGGCUGUACUGACAUUUUUUUGGCAUUACCAGCAAAAAUGCUAUAGUGGUCUCUGAUGCCUAAUAUAUUGCAUGUUCAUCUCUGUCAUCAGUUUGUAUAUUACAAUGUGCUACAGUAUUAACAGCAAAAUAUCAUGGUGGUAUCAUAUUUACGUCUCAAGUUUAAAUUUGGAUCAUGAUUUUUUAAUGUUAUUUGGGCUGAUGGCUUGUCUUAGAAACGACCUGUACAGUGUGUUUACUAUAAAGUGGGUUGGGUGUGUCGCUUUUGAUGAGCAGCAAAGGAUCCAUUUAUUACCUCAAUUCAAAUCAGUGGCUUUGACUGAUUGCGAAACUCAGGGUAGUCCCGCUUUGUAAUGGACACCCUGUACCUUGUCUUCUAUUUUCUUAUGAGAUAUUUAGUCAUUUUGUAUAUGUGAUUUGUUUCUUGUUAUGGAAGUUUAUAAGAAGUGGAUAAAAUAGUGGUAUGAUGUAACUUUGCAAAAUUCUAAUAAAUUAUUGUUCAGUCAUAA
Molecule: messenger RNA, 2992 nt
Organism: Frankliniella occidentalis (western flower thrips)
Lineage: Eukaryota; Metazoa; Arthropoda; Insecta; Thysanoptera; Thripidae
Gene: Syx7
Product: syntaxin-7
Exons: 8
Coding region: 270-1109 (279 amino acids)
Biological process (GO): vesicle fusion; intracellular protein transport; vesicle-mediated transport
Cellular component (GO): synaptic vesicle; endomembrane system; SNARE complex
Molecular function (GO): SNARE binding; SNAP receptor activity
Source: RefSeq, a predicted model, not a curated record